Molecule: messenger RNA, 1399 nt
Organism: Exophiala mesophila
Lineage: Eukaryota; Fungi; Ascomycota; Eurotiomycetes; Chaetothyriales; Herpotrichiellaceae
Exons: 4
Coding region: 152-1114 (320 amino acids)
Biological process (GO): transcription by RNA polymerase II
Cellular component (GO): SAGA complex
Molecular function (GO): transcription coregulator activity; protein heterodimerization activity
Source: RefSeq, a predicted model, not a curated record
UCGCGAUUUCCUUCUGCACAUCAAAACCGCAUUCUUAUCAUCAAAAUCUGGGUUUCAUUCGGCCAGGCGUUAUUAGGUUGUGUCGGGGCGUCGAUUUAAAAAAACUGAUCACGCAAGUUCAUCCUUUUAAACCACUUCAAACUCCCUCAACAUGGCAACAGAAAGACCCGCGAAGUAUCGUCAGGAGAUCCAACAGAUGAUGUUUGUCUCUGGCGAAACUGCAGAGCCGAGUCCGGAGACGACAUGGAUGAUUGAGGAAAUCGUUCGAGAACAAGUCCUAGAAAUGCUACAACAAGCGACAAUCUUGGCCAACCGCAGAGGCACCAGGUCAAUCUCAAUUGUCGACUUGAUCUUUCAGAUCCGUCAUGACAAGGCCAAAGUUUCACGUCUCAAGACCUUUCUAUCGUGGAAAGACGUCCGGAAGAAUGUUAAGGACUCGGACGACAAGGGCGGUGGCGACGCGGCAGAUGUCGACUUUGAAGAAGCUUCCGGAGGAGUCAAUCCAUCAGCACCACAAAAGUCCAGCACUACCAAGAAAGCCAAACUGAUUCUUCCCUGGGAAGCCCAGUCUUUCUAUUCUGAACAAGUUCCCGAGCGAGACGACGAAGAAGACGAAGAGGAAGAGGAACAAAAUGAGGCCACCUUGGCGCGUCUGGCUUCUGCAGAUGAAAGAACCAAAAACAUGACCAAGGAUGAGUACGUGUAUUGGUCCGAUUGUCGACAAGCAAGUUUCACCUUUCGCAAAGGCAAGCGUUUCCGAGAGUGGGCAGGUUUCGGUACCAUCAUCGACUCGAAGCCCAACGAUGAUGUUGUGGACAUCCUUGGCUUUCUCACCUUCGAGAUUGUCCAGACACUGACGGAAGAGGCCCUGAAAGUCAAAGCUGCGGAAGACAUCGCGAACAAGAAGGCUAAUGGUGGAAGAGGAGAUCAAGAGGCAAGUAAGAAGAGGAAGCGCGAAGGAUGCAGUUUGUUCGAAAUGCCUGAAGAAGGACGGACCCCUGUCGAACCGAAACAUGUGAGAGAGGCUUUUCGGCGACUACAAGUGGUGCCCAACAAGUACAAGUUCAUGAGGCAGGGGUUCGCAGGCAUGAGAACACCUAUGCGGUUGAUCUGAGGUGCUUCCUCAGGUGGCAGAUGACGAGAGCAUGGUGGAACGAGGCGUUUCUUGAAAGGAGCAACGUGUGACUCGCCCAAGUUGGAGGCGACAUGACUACAAACGAUUCUACGACUCUAGGUUCUUGGAGUUGGGAAUGUUGGUGAACUCGGCGCAGAUAGCAUUAGGGCGUACUGGUCGGUCGAUGAGUCUAUGAUUACUUUGACUAACAUGAGUCAAUAUGAAUAAUGGAGAGAAGUGACAUGACUCGUAUCUUCUUCCCCACCACGAUGUCACAUGUGUGGG